This is a messenger RNA of Neltuma alba, 639 nucleotides long. RefSeq lists its product as uncharacterized. Gene Ontology annotation, cellular component: plasma membrane. Gene Ontology annotation, biological process: defense response to other organism. Lineage: Eukaryota; Viridiplantae; Streptophyta; Magnoliopsida; Fabales; Fabaceae. The transcript has a single exon. The record is from RefSeq and is a predicted model, not a curated record. Bases 1 to 639 code for a protein of 212 amino acids.
AUGGUGGGUGAUCCUGGUACCAGCAGGAAUAGGACAAGCGGGUCCAAUUGGGUACCAAAACUCACCUUCUGCGUUGUUUUGUUGUUUCUUCUCCUGGUGUGCGUGGUCGGCAUGGCUUGGCUCGUCAUGAAUCCCCACGAACCAAGCAUUCGGGUGGGUUCACUUUCUGUAUCCCACUUUUCAGUUUCUGAUUCACAGCUCAGAGGCACGUACGACAUCGGAUUCAACAUAAGCAACCCCAACAAGAAGAUAGACAUGCUCCUCGACGAAUUUAGCGUUUCGAUACGCUAUCAUAAAGUGGAGCUCGCUCGGGCCACGGUGCAGAAGCCGGAGCCUAUCUCGCUGGAGAGGAGGAGGGAGAUUAACGUGAAGGUUCCCAUAGUGAUGAAGGUGGACUUGCUCAAACUGAGGAAGAAGAAGGUAUUUGCAGAAGUGAAGGAGGAAUGGAGGGGUAGGAAGAUGGUGAACUUCCACGUCGGAAUGGAAGUGAGUGUGAGAUUUGAAGCUGGGAAUUGGCCACCAAAGUCGAAGCUUUUCAAUCUGAACUGUGGUGACGUGGGUGUCGUCUUCUUCAGAGACCCCAAAGACGCCGCCGGCAAGCUUGUGGGUACUGGUGGGAAGGAUGAAUGUCAUGUUUAG